ACAAGACAACUACGUCACUUCCGUUGUCCGCAUUGAUCGGGCUAGCCGUGCUUUUUAGCUAAGCUAGCUGGCAAUUUACUGUAUUUUUGUUUAAUAUGGUGGAUUUAAUCACUUUUAAAGAUGAACUUACGCUCAUUGUCAGUAACUUGGCAAAUGCCAUUGUGUCAGAGAUGUUUACCGCGGCAGAGAAAGUCUCUUUGAACAAACAAAAUCCCGAUGCGGAGGAAAGGCUCAGCACUCUGGUGGACAGUUUGUGUGUUGAAGCUGUUGAUAAAAUCUUGAAGGUGGAGCAGCUUGCUGCUGAGACUGCGAAGGGUUUAUUCAAGACCACAGAAGCAGAAAACAGCGGUGGUGAGCAACCUCCCACAGAGCAAACAUACAUCCUGGUGUACGGGACUGCUGCUGUCGACUCAAAGUGUGUUCUACUGUCACUGCAGAGUAAGACUAAUGCCAACGCAGGGGAAGAAAGGACUGAUGCUACAGGUGAAGCCACAAUACUGCACAGAGAGCUCGCCUCCGCCUCCCCUCCACCACAGGCUGAUGUCCCUGACCAUGAGUAUGCUCGGCCGUCCUCCCCACUGCCUGCCUCAGAUGUGGAGAGAAGCAUCUCUAAACGAGGAAGUAGGAGGCAGCUGCACAGCAAGCUUAAAAAAGUAACCAACACCCCUCAGACUGAAGAGACAACAGACACUCUCUCCCCGUGUGUGCAGUGUGGGAUGCUUUUUCCAAAUGCAGAACGACUUUCCGACCACCAGAGGAAGUCCCACCCAGUGUGCUCUGUGUGUGGGACAACUUUCACUGGCAUCCUGAAGCUUCAUGAACACGAGAUGAAGGAGCACGGGUUGCUGCCAUACGGUUGUGACUAUUGCCCAAAGAGGUUUAACCACAAACCUCACCUCAACCUGCACGUGAAAGCUCGGCACACCGGAGAGAAAACCUGCCACUGUGACAUCUGUGGGAAGGGUUACUCCUCCAUCAGCGUGCUUAAGACACACAGGAUUACACACUUUGAGAAGAAGUUCAUCUGUGAUGUCUGCGGAAGGAGCUUCUAUCAUGCCUGCCACCUGACUCGCCACAAACUGGUGCACCAGGGGGUCCGGCCAUACAAGUGCUCCACCUGCGGGAAGGGUUUCACCCAAGCUGCCAACCUACACAGCCACCAGGUGAUCCACACCGGGGAGAGGCAGCUUUGCUCCAUUUGCGGAAAAAGCUACCGCUGCCUGAAGAACCACGUCAUCAGCAAGCACUCGCAUGAACUCCCUGCUGACGAGCUGUCGGUCAGAGACACCAUCAUCACCUGCGAUGUGUGCGGCAAGAAGUUCCCUAACCUGUCGCAGUUCAAAGUUCACCAGAGGAUCCACACUGGGGAGAAACCAUUCCACUGUGACAUCUGUGGCAAGAGUUACCGUCUGAAAGAGCUGCUGAGGGACCACAGGUACACUCACACGGGGGAGAAACCGUACAGGUGUACCCACUGCUCCAAGACCUUCAACCUGGCCACCAGCUUCAUUAGACACCGCAGCAUCCACACCGGAGAGACACCAUACAGCUGUUUAGAAUGUGGGAAACACUUUCGCCUGCUCACCUUCCUGAAGGCUCACCUGCAGACCAAAGCUCACCUGAAGCAGAUGCAGAAGAAGCACAAUGGCACCUCUGACCUUAAGGUUACAGUGUCAUAAUGUGGGCACAUGUAUUUGGACAGCUGAACAUUAUUUUGUCCGUAUGUGGGAUUGCAACAUGUGUCACCAAUAUUAAUCAAUAACCAUCAGAUUAUCCACCACAAGGGUUUGCUCUUGCGCCGACAUUGUGGCAUCAAUGAAGUCCAGAACUGAUGCUGGUUAUAAGGUCUGGCUCUCAGUUUGGGUCCCAGAUUAUCCACAAAAUGUGGGAUGUGGCCAAAGUCGAGCCUUUCUGCAUUGAUUGGCAAAACUGUUUCUGGUAGCGCUUAGUGUCAAACAGAAUUCUGCUUCCUUAUCUUUUUCUGCUGGCAGUAAGACUAAAACAGGACACGGAGCACUGCUGUGUUACAGUGUAGCAAGACUAAGGUCUGUACCUAGAUCUAUUUAACCAGUGUUUUAAACUCUAUGUCCUCCUGCAGGCCUGGUGUUAGACAUUAAAUAAAAGGCUUCAAACUAAA
Molecule: messenger RNA, 2137 nt
Organism: Labrus mixtus (cuckoo wrasse)
Lineage: Eukaryota; Metazoa; Chordata; Actinopteri; Labriformes; Labridae
Product: zinc finger protein 347-like
Exons: 5
Coding region: 96-1679 (527 amino acids)
Biological process (GO): regulation of transcription by RNA polymerase II
Cellular component (GO): nucleus
Molecular function (GO): DNA-binding transcription factor activity, RNA polymerase II-specific; RNA polymerase II transcription regulatory region sequence-specific DNA binding
Source: RefSeq, a predicted model, not a curated record